GAAGAAGAACGUCGAGACUGGAAAAACGGUCGUGUGCUCCUGAAUGAACAUUACUUCCUCUUCUGGGAACACCCUGCACGUUGUGAGACAUCCGCAGAUAUUCGUGGAAUCGCGACAGACACCGAACCGAUAUCAAAAUGGGUUGUUUUGGGAGCAAAGACAAGUUGAGCAAAGAAGAUAUGGACUUUCUUAAGUCGCAUACACGAUAUGACGAGGCGACUAUAAAGGAAUGGUACAAAGGUUUUAAACAAGACUGUCCUAACGGCAGAUUAACGCCGGCGAAAUUCGUCGAUAUGUACAAAAUGUUCUUCCCGUCCGGCAACGCGGAAGAAUUCUGCGAUCAUGUUUUCCGCACAUUCGACAUGGAUAAGAACGGCUACAUUGAUUUUAAGGAAUUUCUACUGGCGAUCGACGUAACGUCCAGCGGCACGCCGGAAGAAAAACUGAAAUGGGCGUUCCGUAUGUACGACGUUGAUGGCAACGGCGUUAUCGAUAUGCAAGAAAUGACGAAGAUCGUCCAGGCGAUAUACGACAUGCUCGGCGCGUGUUCGAGCAACAGACCGGCGGACAGCGCGGAGGAAAGAGCGAAGAACAUAUUCGCGAAGAUGGACGAGAACAACGACGGGCAGCUGACGCAGGAGGAAUUCCUGAAGGGCUGCCUCCAGGACGAGGAGCUGUCCAAGAUGCUCGCCCCUUAAUCCCGACGUCGCCGCACUUCCGGACGAGCCGUCGACGCGCGAUCGUAAAAUCACACCACGACCCACACGACUCCCUCAAAACUCGACGGAAACGUCAAGAAAUACCAGCAGCAAUAAGGAAACACUGAAACGGAUAUUCGCGAGCAUACACGCAUCAUUUACGUACGGCCGUAUCAACGACAAUUUCUUAUUAACUCUUUGACGUAACGCUAUUACGCUAUGACGGUUCGAUAACGAGCCCGUCGCUCGUGUCCGACGGGAGGAUACGUGAUAACAAGGGAUGAUCGAGAAUGAUCGAUAAGGAAGUGGAGGGAGAGCGACUCGAAAUCGCUUCCGAGAGAGAAAGAGAGAGCGAGACCCGUGAGAGGAAAAAUUUUCGAGGGGGAUUGAUCUCGAUGACACGUUGCACAUUCGAUUUUUGAUUCGGGAUUUUUGUGGGACGGCAGCAGCAACUGUGGUGGUGUUUAUUCAGCCCUGGAGAAGGAGGAGGCCCCGUGAAUAUGGGAAACGGACAGACAGUGACAUCGCCGACGACGACGGCGGGGGAUCUAAUUAGCUUUGCGUGGAAAUCCGUUAUCCGUUUCGCGAGUUUGUCACAUCGACAACCGCACGGCGAACCGAACCCCCGCUCGCUGGGUCGUCGUCCGGAUUUAGGAAUUUCCUCAAACUGUGCGGUGACUUAGCGCGGUGAAGGAGCCUUCCAUUCUCACCGGAAUAAGUGACAACGUCGGUCCUCGAGGACCGCGAUGGUUUUCAAAAUCCGCGUUUGCACCGACAAUUUGGCUCAGCUGAUCUCGGAGAAAGUACGAUUUGAUGCUGUCUCUUUCCGGAUUACAGUUCCGUCUAAUGACAACUUGGUGAAUCCCCUGAUGCGCAUUAAGAAUCAUCAAGAUUUACACGUAACUUUGCAUAAUUUCGCUUAUCGCAAUGAUACGUCACGAAUCUAAUUUCAUUCUGGAUAAAAGAAGAUAAUCUUAAUAAUUUUUAAAAGUAUCGCGGUGAGUUUUACCAAACUUGUAAUAUUGUCUUUGCAAACGUAUUGAUUUUGUUAUUUGUACAGAAUUGAUAUAAUUGUUCAGGCACAUCAUAAAUUUCCUUACGUCGUAAAUUGUUUGUUGCUACAAAUAUUU
Molecule: messenger RNA, 1828 nt
Organism: Pogonomyrmex barbatus (red harvester ant)
Lineage: Eukaryota; Metazoa; Arthropoda; Insecta; Hymenoptera; Formicidae
Product: neuronal calcium sensor 2
Molecular function (GO): calcium ion binding
Source: RefSeq, a predicted model, not a curated record